AUGGUGCACUACGUGGACGUGCACCUGCCGUGGUCGCACUCCCUCUGCGCCUGCUGCCUCCCCCGCAUGCUCCGCCCCGCCCCGCCCGUCGCCUUCCAGAUCUCAGGCCUCGCCUCGCUGCGCAAGCACCUGCAGCAGCCAGUGUCGGCCUCAAUGCCGCCCUUCCGCUUCGGCCAUAAGCCCCCGCGCUUCAUCACCGCCUACUCCGCCACCGUUCCGCUUUCCGCUCCUCCGCUUCCAGGAGCUGCUGCUGCCAGUGCUGCUGCUGAAGAGCGCGCAGCAGCGCCGUCGGUGGUGCAGCAGUAUCGCAGAGCCACGUGUCGGCCUGCUACUGGACCUCCAGGAUCUCAGGCGCCAGCUGGCGGAUCUUCUGGGAUGCAUGAUAUAGCUGCUGCGCGUGCUGCCGCUGCCUUUGGGGCUAGAGGCACGAGAGCAGCAGGUAGCCCUCGCCUGUGGUGGUGCUGCUGGCUGUGCAGUGACUGCUGGACGCGCUACCGCCGUGCCGUGUCCAUCGCUGCUUUCACCGUGCUUGUCGCCAAGUUUCCCCGCUUUGUCACUCUUUGGCGAGCACCUAUGCGGUCUGCUAAUUUGAUCUUUCCCCGGCUGGCAUUUCAGUUCGGCGCGGGGCGGCACGCUGGGGGUGACUGCUUGGCAUCGCUGCUGCUGCAGGUGCUGGGAGUGAAGGGCAAGCAGCAGCUGGAGACCGGCUUUGCUGCCCACCUGCUGCCGCUGCUGCCGGGGGGGAGGGACGCGCAUGGGGAGGGGGGAGAGGGAGGUGAAAGUCGGGGGAGGGAGGGGGGAGAGGGGGAGGAGUGGAGGAAAGGGUGGAGGGGGGUGGAGUGGGAGGAGUAUGUGCAGCGUGUGGGGGAGAUUGCCGCCCAGGGAGGGCUAGCAGGCGAGCAGUACCGCUGCUGCUGCUCGCAAUGUGAGUUCGCCCUCAAGAGCGCUACUCUCUUCUGCCAGCCGCCAUUCGCCUGCGCUGCGGCUCUCAUCUUCUCCGACUGUGCUGGCAGCCGCCACAAGGAGAGGGUGGAAGACGCUGCUGUGGAGGAAGCACUUGACCAGCUGGUAGCGCGGGAGAGACGCACAGAGGGCAGUGGAGUGCAGGAUCGAGGGAAGAGAGCAAUGGAAUCAGACGCACCAGCAACAGAUCCUGCUGCUACUGCUGCUGGGUCUACAGCUGCGAGGAACGGGUCCAAUACUGCAAGCGGCACCGGCGCCAAGCUGGUGCUAGUGAACAGUAACAUGGUGGUGGCACUGUUCACGUACCGAGUAUCUCGCCUGCUGCAAUGGGUGCGAUUUUAUGGCCCCAGGGUCAACCCCGCCGAGGACUGCCGAUGCUUCAACCAACGGGGGUAUGCCACCGCGCUCCCGCAUCCACUUCAUGACCUACCGAACCUGCUGCAAAGGUUCGGUGUCGUGCCCAAGCUUCCGGCCACCACAGGCGAGGAAGGUCUGGCAAGGACGGUCUGGGAGGAGUUUCCAGAGGGGGACAGGGCGGCAAUGGCAGAAGAAGAGAACGACCCUGCGAGGAAGUUUUUCGGAUGCAGCACCUUCCACGUGGGGGCGUUUCGUGGCGGCGGCAGUGAGUUGGACAAGGAGGAGAUGCAGAAGGAGUACAACGUGAGGGAGUUCUACCCGCCCCUGGCCCACGUGGACUCCUUCACGGUUCGCUCUCAUCACCUCCCUGGCGGCAAGAUCACUGUGCAGGUCAACACAAGUGGUCCCGUCUUCCCCACGCUGGGCCAUCGCGUGGAGGAGUUUCUGAGAAGGUUCGCACCUGCAAGGCUGGCAAGGGAGGGCAGGAACGGCCCUCUGGCCAGGGCUAUCACCUCCUGGGCUGGGCGCUCAGGCCUCAGGGAUCACGCGUGGGCUGCUCUGGCUCUUGGGAAGUAUUCUCACGGAAGGAUAAAGCCCAUCCUAUGGUCCGAAGCUGAGGUGGAUGUGUCUAUAAAGUUGAUCUCAAACGCCAUUUCUCCCAUUCCUGCCUGCAGCCGCGGCCACCGCUGCAUUUGCAUGUACUACCUGGCUGUAAAUUACACCUCGCUCGUCGCCACCUUCGCCUACCGCCCCUCGUCCGCGCUGCUGCGCUGCCUCCUCUCGCUCUUCCCGGCCCGCUCGUCCCGCUUCAGAGAGCUCCUGGAGAAUCUGGGCGUGGCGCCCGUCCCGGCGGUGGUCCCGGACUCGCUGGUGGCGGCGCUGCUGGAAGGCGUGAUGGAGGAGCAUCGGCUGAUGCUGCUCUACAUGAGAACGCUGCUUCUCACUAAGGAAAAUGCCCUUCCGGCCAUUCUGGAACCCGUCAGCACCGAUGCGGGCGGGCAGGUGGAGGGGGAGAAGCAGCAGCAGCAGCAGCAGCAACAGCAGGGGGAGGAGGAGUGGAGGAUGUGGGAGGAGGUGGACAUCUGGCGCAUGGCGGCUGGAAAUGCGUGGCCUGCUAUGGAGGCCCACGACUCGCCGCUGCAGAUGAGAGCAGGUAAAAGGGUUGGGCGUGUGCAGGGGGAGGUGUCUGAGGAGUGCUGUGAGGGCAUGAGGCGUGCAAUUAAAGACGCUGGGAAGGGGCAGAAGGGGAGGACAGGGGCGUGGUACCUGGUGCCGUGGCCGGGGGGGUUGAAUCCUCUGGCGUGUUUGAGGGAGAUGCUGCUGGGGGAGACCAGCUACUGUCCCCAGGCCCACGUGGAUGCCGUUUCUGCUGCUGCUGCUGGCGGUGCUGCUGCUGCUGCUGCUGCUGGCCCUGGUGAGGGGCGCAGUGGCAAGGGAGGGCAGCGUGGGUGUGUGUCGGCACAGUGUGGCAGCGAGGGAGGGCCGUGA
Molecule: messenger RNA, 2808 nt
Organism: Closterium sp. Naga37s-1
Lineage: Eukaryota; Viridiplantae; Streptophyta; Zygnematophyceae; Desmidiales; Closteriaceae
Source: the annotation of a GenBank genome assembly